UGCGCAGAGACUCAGAGAGUGAACAAGAGCUCCAGCCAAGACUUGCACUGUAAUUGGCUUGACCUGGGAUUAACCACAGAAUCUUGACUAGAAAAAAGAUGAAUGCUGAAGAUUGUUCUGUAACAGAGAACAGCUCCUUGCAUCUGGAGAGAGGACAACAAAGAAAUGCCACCAGCCCUCAUUUUGCAACACAUCAUGAAGGAUCUCUUCGAGUUCCUAUCCCAUGUGCUGUACUGAAUGUGGUCAUCAUCACUGUUUUAAUUAUAACUCUCAUUGCUUUAUCAGUGGGACAAUACAAUUGUCCAGGCCAACAUAUGUCCUCAGUGCCAAGAAAUAGCCAUGUUUCUUCAUGCUCAGAUGAUUGGAUUAGAUACCAGAGGAAAUGCUACUUUUUUUCCCCUAUGACAAAGAACUGGACCUUGGCCCAAAACUUUUGCUCCAAACACGGUGCUACUCUUGCUCUCAUUGAUUCUGAAAAUGACAAGAUCUUUCUAAAACGAUAUGUGGGUAGAGCUGAACACUGGAUUGGCAUGAAAAAUGAAGCUGGUCAUACACAGAAAUGGUUAAAUGGCAAAAAAUCAAACAACUGGUCCAACCUUACAGAAUCCAAGAACUGUUCAUUUCUGAAUAGCGAAGAGGUCAGCAGCACAGAAUGUGAAAGGAAUUUACACUGGAUAUGUAGCAAACCCUCCCAAUCAUGAGGAAUCAUAUUUUCUUAUUGACAAUUAUAUCAUGGAACGCCAGGAAGUUUGUGUCAAUGGAUGCUGCUCUGUGGUCAGAAGUCUUCCAUAAAGACUUUGUGAAAAAACUUGGUAUUAUGUCAGAAAUCUUCUUCCAAACAACACUGUGGGAAAAGGGAGAGAAAUUCCAGGAAUAUCUGCAUUGUGGAAUACUCCUGCCAUGAGCUGAAAAUGUCAGAGGUUGACUAAUAAUUAUGUCCAAGGAUGAGAAGAAUGACUUUAAACGUUUUGGAUGCACUUUAUAUUUUUUUAAUUCAGAAAUAAGAAAUAACUAGAUUUAGAGUUAUUUAUUGUUGAAUGACUACCAACAAUGAGUGUCCUUCACGAGUCUGCACUCUAUGAAGGAGUUAGAUGGUGGUAUUAAAAACUGAAUGUAAACAGAGGGAAUUUUGACUGGUAACACAUUCAAUCUAAAUGCAUGUUUUAAACUGAGAGAACGUUUAUAAGUGGACAAAUGCUUAUGGAACUAAGCUUUGAAAUAUUUCUCUCUUUUUAGAGAAGUUCUCUUUUUAGACAGAAACUUUGUCAUUUUUCCCCCCAGAGAGUGGGAUGAUCAUGUAUUUAUGUUGUAUCUUUUUCUUCUUUAAUGUAGACUCGUCUUUUUCAAUGGUACAUAAUUUUGUUGCCUUUAAAAUCUUAAAACAGUGUUUUGCAGAGAUAAAGACAAAAGCAAAGAAUAUAAGGUAUUCAUAAAACAGAAGAAGGUGUUAGAAACUGUGCAAUAUGUGAUGUGGCAAGUCCCUAUCAGGAAAAAUUCUGUAUUGUUCAAACCUGGAAUGAUGCUAGUCUUCUCUGAUUAUAGAUUUGUGCCUUUCCUAAUUAAUUCUAUCAUGUGCAAUUCUUCAUAUGAAG
Ceratotherium simum simum (southern white rhinoceros) is the source of this 1592-nucleotide messenger RNA. Its product is annotated as early activation antigen CD69. The record is from RefSeq and is a predicted model, not a curated record. Lineage: Eukaryota; Metazoa; Chordata; Mammalia; Perissodactyla; Rhinocerotidae.